Messenger RNA from Amoebophrya sp. A120, 1572 nucleotides. NCBI's taxonomy places the organism in Eukaryota, Dinophyceae, Syndiniales, Amoebophryaceae. The record is from the annotation of a GenBank genome assembly.
CGGAAAUCCCUCGCAAGUGACUGUAGUGCGACAAAGUCUUGGAGAGUAGGAACUCUUCAAAAUAAAACACACGCACGAAUUUCCAAGAUGCGCUACACUCCAGCAGGUUCUGAGAUUCCUGGCUCCGCGUAUCAGGAUAUGUGGACCUGGUUGCUGGGAGGCCUUCUACAACAAAUUCACGGCCGUUCGACAACUUCGUUCAACCAUCGCACGGCCGAGCAAGUACACGACGAAGAAAGUCGCACAGUGCACGAACAUGCACUCGUUUCCUCUUUUACCACUCAAGCAGUUCCUUCCGGGAUGAAAAGACGACACCAAGUAAAGGCCCGCGCAUCGACUUCCUUCGCCAUCGUGCCGUCCUUCAUCAAGGCCAUGACUCCCUUUCCGAAUCCGGCGAAGCUGAUGGCGUCGGCGGGACCCAUGAUGAACAACGCGUUGGUGAAGAUCCCGCAGAUGAUGGGUUUGUCGAAACAGGCGGGGAUCAACGUGCCCACGCCGUUUGAGGACGCCAACUGGUGGCGGUAUGACUACAAGGGGAAGUACAAGUUAGGCUCCAAACUCCGCUACGAGUACUUGAAGGUGGAGCGGUGCUCUUUGACCAAUUCCGCGAAGUGCACCCACCGGAAGCGCAGCUCGCUUACCUGCACAGGCGCGGAUCAGUGCAGACAGAAGUGCUUCGAGAAGAUCGCAGCCAUGGAUCAGCAGGUCACGACGGAGAAUUACGGCACCGCGAAGACAGCGGAGCAACGAGCGGCGGAGAAAUUGGCGCAGGAGAACAAGGGGCGGAAAUUGCGCGGGUGCUUGGACGAGGUGGACCGACGGGAGCGGAACGCGAUGCACAACUACUUUCAGUACACCGUCGGGACCCAGGGGCUCCCUUGCGGCAGCUUCUGCUCGCAGAGAAUACCGAACAUGAAGAUCAUGCGGAAGAUCGAGGACGGGUUGGUCAAGUACGGGCGCAAGAUCGAGUACGUCAAGUUCCAGAUGGACAGUUUGAAGAAGCAACUGCCGGCGAAAGACGCGCCAGACCCACCGGCGCACUUCAAGAAGCCGGCCGUGACCGACGAAGCGACGCCGGAAGCAACGGAGGAAUUGGAACCGGAGGAAGAGAAGGAGCUGAGCGGAACGGACACCUUCGCGUGGUUCAAAAAGCAGCGUGAGGAGCUCUACGACAAGUACGCCGAGGCGGAGAAAAAGAUGGACGCGAUCCUCUCGGGCGGCGGGAUGCCCACGCCCACGCCGACCGGCGACAUGGAAAAUGGGGUCACAGGCGGGAACGGAGGGGAUGACGAACCGGGGGAACCGCCAGUACAGCCACCGGCGGGGGAUGACGUCGACGAGUAAAUUGAUUGAAGUACAUAACUUCUACUACGGUGCAGUACUAGGGCGUCUUCAGACGUUCGUGCCUGUUUGGAUUCUUUUGUCACUGAUGCGAGCACAAAUUCUAUAGUGCCGUCAUGUAGUUGUACUAGGGUUGAAAGCCGCUGUUCGAAAGUCGUUUGCGGAAGCAUUGAAAAUUCGUCGGGUAAGUGAGGUAUAGACCCACAUCGUAAAUGCAUGCCGUGUUGUUCG